CACACAGCCAGCAACUGCUAACAGCCAACGAGCUGUCGCUCGCACCGGAUAUCGUUUUGUAGACGCCAUGUAGUUGUUGGAUAAACGAGCGGUCGAAUGGUUGUGUGAGCGAACGAACGACAAAAAACGACAAUGAACGAUUGCAAAUAAACAAAAACAUGUAGAAUCGCCAAAUAAUUCUAUUACAGUAUAAAAAAUAAAAAUGAAAGUGCUAAAAGACACAAAAGAGAUAAUUAGGAAAAGACAUUGAAGAACUUUUGAAGAGUUAACAGUUUCAAAAAGAUAAAAGAAAUUCAAUAAAAAGCGAAUUCAGCGCAAAAAAGACGCACCAGUCCAACUAGCAAAAAAAAGAACGCACAAAUUUGCAAAAGAAUCCCACGUACAUCCACACAUCCUUCGCCGCCCACAAGUUCCCACUCCCAAAUUGCAUUUAACACACACGUACAUAUCUUACAACUAAAUAAAACACAAUGAUCAAAUUGAAAUCGUUGUUCCGCAGAGGGCAAGGACCCUCGGGCUCCUCCAAGCAUUCCUCCUCCAACAGUCGUCACAAAUCGCAGUCCACUACCUCGCUGAACACGGUGGGCAGCAGCAGUCAGCAGGAACCAGCCGCAGCAGCUACAUUUUAUCCGCCCAUCGAUCCGGUCACAGAGCGUGGCGUCGACGUAGGCGACGGUGAUUUGAGUAUUGCGGCACCGUUAGCAGCGCGCACGCGCUGUCGCACACCGGAAGUGUUACGCAACACCAACAACAACAGCAACGCGCCGCAACCGAGCGCCAAUACUUUGCCGCACAAGAAGCCAAAGGUCGCCGGCGUCGGCAAGAAGGGACAGAAACAGCCAAAGCAAUUGCCGACGCAAGCGCAAGCGACAGCGCAGCCACCAACGCCGCCGGCACGCGCCGAAGUUGUAGUCGCCGCCGCACCAGUUGGCAAUGUAAUGACGACUAUAGCCGCCGCGCCGGGAAGUCACAAUUCCGCGGUUAAUACACAAGCUGCAGCAGCAGCAGCCGCCGCCGCCGCAGCCGCGGCAGCAACCAAUAAUAAUUACACCGUUGAACAAGCGGCGUUGCCGACGCCAGCUGAAGCGAGCAUUGAUUUAUACAAGUUGAAUGCGGCCAAUUAUCAGCAAUUCAUUAACAACGAGCAACUAUUGCAACAGCAACAACAACAGCAGCAACAAUUGUUAGAGGCUAACAACAAAAUGCAGGAUCUGCAAGCGCAGCUGGAGCGUUUGGGUCACGAGAAAUCAUUGAUGGAAGCGCGCAUUGCCGAGUUGCUGCCGUAUCAAUCCGAAGUGGGUAAAUUGAAGGCCGAGCUGCUCAAGAUGCAGACCCAGCACGAGAAAAGUCAAUUGGAGGUGACAAAUCUCAAGUACGAGAAUGAAACGUUGCGCAAUCGUUUGCGUGAUGUCGUCAACUCGCCGUUGUCGGAUGCCGAGAAACACCAAAUCAUACAAGACUCGCAGCGUUUGCAUAGCUCGGCGCCGGCUUCGAUUGCGCUGCCAAGUACGACCGACAAUGAUGUGGGCACACCCUGUCUCACGCCCGAUUGGGACAAGCACUCUUCAUCGAGCGAAAUCUCCGUGGCCUGCCUGCAAGACAAGAUCAUACAAAUGGAGGAGACGCACUAUUCGACCAAUGAAGAGCUACAGGCUACACUACAAGAGUUAGCCGAUUUGCAGUCGCAGCUGAGUGACGCACAGGCGGAGAACGAACGUUUGGCCGAAGAGAAGGAUGUACUCUUCCAGACACUGUGUCGCCAAACUGAGAAACUCAACGACUCGCGCACGCAAAUCAACACACUACGCACCGAAAUCAGCUCCUCGGAACGCGAACGUAAGCUGCUCGACCUGAUUAAGACAUCACAGGAAGAACGCGAAUCGAUACUCGUCAAGCAGGAGGAGCUCAAUGGCGAAAUGCAGGAGUUGCGUCAACAGCUGGAGGCCGCCUUGGCCGAUUGUAAUCGCACGCGCGAACGCAAUGCGCUGUUGGAUUCCACGGUGGAUGCAGCGAAUGCUGAACGCAAACAAAUGGAAGCCCAGCUGAUGCAGGCCAAAGAAGAGAUCUCACAGCGCAGCAUCGAGAUAAAUCGGCUGAGUACGUUGCUCGAGAAUGCACGCUCCAAAAUCGAAGAGCUGGAGCAGGAUUUGGCGCGAGGUGAAAAAACCGAUCUUACCGAUUUAUUGGAUGCGGCGCGCAAGGAGAAGGAUACGCUGGAGGAGCGCGUGGCCGAGUUGCAGGAUCAGUAUUCGCGCAGUCAGGCGGAAAUUCGACGCCUCAAGGAGCAGCUGUCCGGCGUGACUGAGGAGUGCAAGGUCGCAAAGAAUAAUGCCAAGUGUGCCGUCUCGGAUCUGGAAUAUCGGCUGGAGCAAUUGCAGCAAGAGAAGGACAAGUUGAGCGGGGAGCAUCAGCAACUAGUCGAUAGCACCAACGAAUUACAGGUGCAAUGUAAAUGUCACUUGGAGGACAAACAACAGUUACAAAACUUACUCAGCGAGACGCAGAAGCAUUUGGGCGAUGUGGAGGCCAAACUAAAUGCGACCGAGAAGCAGCUCGAAGAUGAAGUGAAACUGCGCAAACAGGAGGCCGAGGAAUGGCAACAGUUCCAGUCGGACUUGCUAAUGACGGUGCGUGUGGCCAAUGAUUUUAAGACUGAAGCGUUGAGUGCGCGCGAACAGCUGGUACUCGAUAACAAAACGCAAAAGGAGAAGAUACGACUGCUGGAACAGCAAAUCGAGAAGCUGACAAAAACACAAAUGCAACAGAAUGAAACACAGCAAUCGGUGCUGACCACUGUCCAACAGGAAAUGGCUUCGCGACGCAGUAAAAUCGGCAACAGUCUGAAUAGACAGGAUUCGCGGCUGUCGGUGAAGACGCUCAUCGAAAGUAUUGAGAACAAUAAGCCCAAAGUUGAGGAAACUGAGUCACAUUACAGUUCCACAUCUAGCUUGAACAGCGGCACUCCGGAGAUAACAAGCAAUCUACUGCCACCGGUCGUCGGCAAUAAUGCAACGAAUAACGACUGGACUGAGAAUGUGCGUCUACAGAGCACAACAACAAUCAACAGCAGUAGCAUGAACAACAUUACAAAUAGUAAUACCGUUAGUAGUAGUAUACCUGCCAAAGGACCGCUGCGCGAACAACAACAGCAACAACAAACGCCAACAGCAACAACACAAACCAGCUUAGUCUCGAAUCUGCAUCACUUUACUGGACUAAAUAAUGUGUUGAGCAAAUCGCUGUUAAGUGGCGAACGUAAGGACCCACUGAAUAUGCUGGCGAAAAACGGCGGCUCAAAACGCAAUGCGCUGCUGAAAUGGUGUCAAAACAAAACUGUCGGCUAUCGCAAUAUUGACAUAACGAAUUUCAGCUCGUCCUGGAAUGACGGUUUAGCGCUUUGUGCAAUACUACAUUCCUAUCUGCCGGAUCGCAUACCCUACGACACGCUGAAUCCGACAAAUAAGCGACGCAACUUUUCGUUGGCAUUUGCGGCGGCCGAAUCGGUGGGCAUACAAACGACACUGAACAUCAACGACAUGUGCCAGCUGGAGCGGCCCGACUGGACGCAGGUCAUGUCCUACGUAACGGCAAUUUACAAACAUUUCGAGACGUAGAAGCAAGCGAAAAGCGUAAAUGCAAAUGGGGAAAAACUAAGACUUAAUCGCGGUAUACAACAAUGUAGACUUGAUAAACACAUUAUUUAGUGGCAAUGGCGUAAUACAUACACACUUUAUUAUCACACUCUUGUUCCAUAGUGUUUUUUUCGCAUUAUUAUUAUUAUUAUUAUUGUAAUUUACACAUAUUUAAUUUAUUGAAUAAAAGAAAAAUUAUUAGUAAGAAA
Zeugodacus cucurbitae (melon fly) is the source of this 3841-nucleotide messenger RNA. RefSeq names its product cytospin-A. Gene Ontology annotation, cellular component: microtubule organizing center; filamentous actin. The record is from RefSeq and is a predicted model, not a curated record. Gene Ontology annotation, biological process: actin cytoskeleton organization. Lineage: Eukaryota; Metazoa; Arthropoda; Insecta; Diptera; Tephritidae. The transcript is spliced from 12 exons. Gene Ontology annotation, molecular function: protein binding. Bases 471 to 3614 code for a protein of 1047 amino acids.